GUGUGUGUUUUCCAUUGUGAUUACGUUAUAUCUGUUCUAGUUAUGUUGCUGUUUGUGUUGUGCUGGAUAGUGUUGUAUUCGAUUUGAAGGUUAUCCGUCUUGUGACAAAGAGUCUUGAGCAACAAGCUAAAGGUGUUGUGGUUGACAUCGCUAAUGUAUUACAACUAGAUUAUAAUUGAUAAGAAGGAAAUAGUUGAGGAAUUUAUAGUUUUAUUUGCUAAAGAUUUUGAAACCAUGUUUAAGAUAAAAUCAACCAAGAAAGGUUUUGGGUUGAUUCAAAUUAUUGUGUUUGGUCAGAAAUUGCACAACACACAAUCUAGCAAAAGAAGCAUGUAUUGUCUUCUUGGCUGAUUUUAUUAAAAUGUUACAUUGUUUAGGAAAGACACCUAGAAUAUUUUGGAGUUUAAAUUGUACAAAAAAAUUGUUUUAGUUGAUUUACCAUAAGACUAAGAGAGUCUUGAAUGACUUUAGAUUGCUUAAAAAAAAGAAAUUACCAUGAGUAAUUAUUCUUGCCUCAUUUACUAGUUGAUUUGUCUUCAAAUUACAUUCAAGCUCAGUCAAUUAGCUUGUGGAAAGAUAGUUUUUCUUUGAUACUGUUUUAGCUGAGACAUUGAUUCAUGGGUAGUAACAUGAGACAGGAGUGGCACGUGUUUACUUAUUUAUUGGUCACACUGAAUGUGGGGACUUAGUUUAGACUUUCUGCCAGAUCGUUUGAAUGCCCUGAGCCAUGCUCUUCAACUCUCCAUACCUCUGAACCCACCUUCUGCAGCAGCCCGUUUGACAUCGCUGGCCUUUUCGCUCUGCUGAGUCUGCACCAUUCAAUGAGCUGGACCACCGUCCUCCAUGUCUGAGACGAAGAGGAGAGCCCCGGUGCCCCCCACCUACGCCACGCCCGCUGAAGCCCGCUCCCAGAUGGAGAGGUCCCCCAGGAACUGGUCUGCCUCAGAGGGGCCGGUCCGGGCCAUCGAGAACCCGGCAUACAUCGAGUCUGACGCAUCAGCGCUGGGCAGAAGACCGGCGCUUCCCCUCCCGGACUAUGAGACGCUGUUCCCCAAGAAGAGGCACGGGGUGCAGGGGCAGACGCGAUGGGAUCACCUCAUCGCUGAGGUCAAUCAGAAGACCAGGGACAGGCCCGAGGGCUUCCUCGGUGAGGAGAUGAGCGUGGACGGUCCAGAGGAGAAGAGACCGGAUCGGCAGCACAGACCGCCGUCUCGGACCAGGCAGAGCGACGGUGAAGGGCAGAGGCCGGCCGACCGCGUUCCUCAACCUCAGGUUCAUGAGGCUAAACCCGUUUCAUCCAAGAAGAUGUCUCCGCCGCCUAAACCCGAAACAGCUCCACUCCAAAGACCCACCGUAGACUACAGUCCAAAACAACGGCAGAGCCCUGCAAACGCCCACACGGCUGGGCAGAGGCCAAACGCGUCGGCAUUGCCAGGGUUUGUUGGCACUCAAACACCGAGCAGAGAAGUCCCCUUAGGAAGGGGGAGGGAGGGUGUUGGGAGAGAAGUGUCAGCAGUUGCUAUUGAAGGGCGAACUCUUCAGCCCGCGGUGGUGCCCAAUAUACCCAGCCAAACGGCUCGGGAUGUAAAGACAGAGCUGGCCGUCAAAGAGGUGCCCACAGCCAGACCCAGGCAAAAGGUUGUCAGCAUGGAAGGAGAAAAGCAAGCAGAUGUGCGAGCAACAGAUUCUCUGAAAAGCAACAAUCCAUCAUCCAACCAAAUGGACAAGAAGUUGAAGGAAGGCGAGGCAUUCCUCAGAAGAGAGCUUGUAUCCAAAGAUUUGUGGGCGAAAUCUGAGCAAAACGCCAAUGCAGAUCAUCUUUUUACAGGCAAGGUACAAGAAGAGGCAAAACUGGAAGAUAAGGGAAUGACUGCAGACGAUUUUGAUCAACUUUUUGCUGCAGAAAAUCAAAGUGAUCCCUUUGACAGAUUUUAUGAUGGUGACUCUGAAAAAACUCAUCAGCAGUUUGAAAGAAAAUUCAUGGACUUGAAUCAACCAAAUCCUUCUUUAAAAAAACGGCUUUCCCAGAGAGGUAAAGCGACGCUUGCAACACACCCUCCAUCCAGCAACGUAAAUGUCAAACAGGAGCCUACGUUUCAUGCGGACGCCACCACACCCAUUGCUGUGGAAAGGCUCGCGUCCAGAGAGACCGGGAUGACCCCUCCGCUCGCCUCAAACGGAGCAGAAUGGACUGAGAAUCCUCUUGCGGAAGACCCAUUUGGGACGGACCCGUUUGCGGGAGAUUCCUUCAGAUCUUCCGAUCCCCACAGGCCGUCUUUGGAUGAGUCCGGGUCCGAGGCAGAAGGGUCGUCUGGGGGGAGGAAUCUCUUGCGAGCCUGGGUCUCGCCCGCCGAGGGUCAGUCUGCCGGUGCACAGAGUGUCAUUGUUAGCGGGCCAGCUUCAUCUUUUCGCAGGCCUCAUCCUGUGAAGCCCAUGAGCUCAGCUGAAAACCAGUUCCCCUCUAGCUCCCCAGCUGUGAAGGACAUCAGGAUCCUUGACACCAAAGCCGCCCACAUCAAGGCGGAGGUCCUGGCGGAGGGCGCCGGAGCCUACACCCAGCUCACCCAGGAGGAGCUCAUCACGCUGGUGGUGAAGCAGCAGCUUGAGCUGACCAAGAGGAAGAACAAGAUCGCGGAGCUGGAGGAGUACAUCGACAACCUGCUGGUCCGCGUGAUCGACGAGAAGCCAAGCAUCCUGCUGGGGAUCAGCUCCAGCAAGCCAGCGUAGGAGAGGGGGAGAGCCGACCCGUACUGAAAGCCUCCUUCUCUUUGUGCUGCACUGUGCGGCAGUCGGUGUUCCCUGUUGGCAACACAAUCUAUGACGAUGAAGGACUUUCAUUCGCCUAGAGCAAAUGCACUUUCUUUAGUCUCUGGGUUCAGAUAACGAUGUAAUAUCGGUCUGACACGGCUGGACGGUUUUUAAGCAAAUGGAUAAUCACAAGUCAUUAGUCCGCAGCGAUCAACGAUAUAUUCUAGUUUAGAGGGCGUUCGACCCUAUGCUACAGAGUCCUUUAAUCAAAUAAUAGAUAAAAGUGAUUUCCACACUCACUCUGGCUUCGUUUGCCACAUCUCCCAGAGAAAAACAAUCAUUAUGGUCCCUGCUGACUUCUCUGCUACGAGUCAUUACAGCCGGUCAGUUUCCUGGCUUCAUUGCACCGAUAUCCUGUAGCCAACACACAACACCACACGCCUUAUUGUUUGGUCUUCCAGUGGACUCAGGAGAUGCUUUUUAGAAGGCUAAUAUGUAGCUCAGAUGCUGUAUAAUUGUAUCUGAAUCAUGACCCUUGAUAUAUAUUUUUCAACGUCUAAAGAAUAAUUAUGUCAUUACAAAACUGCAAUCUCAAUGGUAGAGUGCCGUAAAUACUGUUGGUUAGGUGGACGAUGCUGAGCCAAAAAGGCUCUGUAAAGAACCCAUGCAGCCCUAGUCUUAUUACUUGGAUAGCUUUGUUGGGCUUUUUUUUUCUUAACCAAAGUCCAGGUUUCUUAUACCAAAUAUCUGUGAACCUUCUCGUGCUUCUUAAUUUUGUAAUCAGUUACAUUUUGUUCUAAAAAGUUGAAUAACACUGUGCCUAUUUCUGCAGUAUAGUUGUCAUUCAGAAAGUCAGCAAUAACAAGGUAGGCUGCUAGUGGCAGCCCUUUAUUCAUGAUUUGUUCCAUGGACAUUAAUGUGAUAUGAAUAUAUAUAUAUAUAUGAUUCUAUAUUAAUCAUUUUAUCAGUCCACUUAUGCUAUUUAAUCCCUUCAGCACACUAUAUUUUUUUCUACUAUAAAAUAUGUUUGCAUCUCCUAAGCACAUAUAUUUAUGCAAUGAUGAGUGAUGGCACAGUUUGUUGUAAAUAUUGAUGAGAGAUUAAUAAAAAGACCAAGAAAGGAAAGAAACAGAAUUGGAUAAAGGAAAGAUAAUCGGCUUGUUUAUUCUAUGCAUUGUUAAAGUGUAAUAUCCAGCGAGGCCUUUUGAAUGUAACCUCCAACACACUAAAUAACACGUAAUCACGUGACUGUCUUUUGUUUAGUAAUGUUAGAGCAAUAAUUGCUAACAAUAAUGUACGUUGAUGUUGAUAUUGGAUUGUGCCUUCAAAUAAAGUGUUACUCUUGCCUUACAAGUG
Molecule: messenger RNA, 4104 nt
Organism: Gadus macrocephalus (Pacific cod)
Lineage: Eukaryota; Metazoa; Chordata; Actinopteri; Gadiformes; Gadidae
Gene: rab11fip1a
Product: RAB11 family interacting protein 1 (class I) a
Exons: 3
Coding region: 844-2727 (627 amino acids)
Biological process (GO): regulated exocytosis
Cellular component (GO): intracellular membrane-bounded organelle
Molecular function (GO): small GTPase binding
Source: RefSeq, a predicted model, not a curated record